AUGCACAUGCAGUGCAUUUUUCCUGUCUCCCGGCAGCUCUCUGCCUGUGCUCUCGUCUCAAUGCAGUGGCAGAGUCGACGGUCUGACCGUCACCGUCACCGUCAUCGCGCAUCCAUGGUCAUUCAGGCGGACAAGCAUUUGGAAGGCCGAUGGGCGACAUAUAUACUUGCAAGGAAGCGUAGCGCGCCAGGCCGGCCCGAUGCCGUCUCCAGGUUAAGCUAA
This is a messenger RNA of Nannizzia gypsea CBS 118893, 222 nucleotides long. RefSeq lists its product as hypothetical. The coding region runs from base 1 to 222 and encodes 73 amino acids. The record is from RefSeq and is a predicted model, not a curated record. The transcript is spliced from 3 exons. Lineage: Eukaryota; Fungi; Ascomycota; Eurotiomycetes; Onygenales; Arthrodermataceae.